This is a messenger RNA of Endocarpon pusillum Z07020, 3885 nucleotides long. RefSeq lists its product as uncharacterized. The record is from RefSeq and is a predicted model, not a curated record. The transcript is spliced from 2 exons. Lineage: Eukaryota; Fungi; Ascomycota; Eurotiomycetes; Verrucariales; Verrucariaceae. Bases 1 to 3885 code for a protein of 1294 amino acids.
AUGCAUACCUCCGAGCUGGAGUUCACCAAACUCUGCUCCUUCCUCUGUACUAAUUCUCGCCGACAAAUUGCUCUGCACCUCCGCCACUUACUACAGGAAACCUCUGAGAAAGAUGUGUCUAGGCUGCUUUUCACAGCUAUUAGACUUGGGAAGGUGCAAUCUUCGGUCUCUCAUGUCCUUCUGUCUGUCACCAAAUCUCCAAUAACCCUGAUCGAAGCUAUCAUCCAAACGCAUUCCGUUCAUCUUCGACAAGUUGGCAUCAAGUAUCUGGGAAAGGCCCUCCGAAAAAAACAGUGGCGAGACUUAUGGCAUGCUGUCGGAGGUACUGAAGGAUUUCUUUCACUAUUCGCAACACUGUCGACACAAGAAGUUGGGCUUCUUUCGCGUCUCUUGAAAAAGUCUCGCAAUGGUCACACUGAGAAAGAGAAGGCAAUUCUGAUGACCGAGCUGCUGUCCAGCCUGUUCAGUUCCAACUUUCCUGAUGCCCCUUUCAAGAACCCAGAUGAACGGUUGCUCCAGAAUCGGUACGCAGUCAUUGCUCCAGCCAGCAGUCAGAGCUUUGUCAGCGCUCUCCUUUCCGAUGAGGCACACCCAUUGAGACAAUACCUUUCGACUACCGACAUCUCACUUCAAUGCGACCAUGACCUGCUGCAGUCACUCACCCUUACCGCAAUCUUCGAGAAGAAGAGCACUAGUUUCAACAUAAGCUUGGUGCUACGUAGGCUAUGCCAACAUGCGCCCCCUGGACAAAGCAGUCUGCCCGGGCUUUCAGCCACUAUGCUCUUCUCCUUGAACCUGCUGCGUGAGAUUGGCAAUGGGAGAGAGGCCAAUAUCUCUACACAAAGUCUUCUGACUGACGUUGUCGAACCCUUGUUGAGACGAAUUCAGAAAAGGCGUCGAGCGUUAGUUCAUUUGGAAGAAGUUCUGCAUCUUGCAAUCCGGGUACUGCAAUUGCGAUCCGCGCCUGGGGGACCACUCCAUUCACUCGGUCACCACAAAGGUGACUUUUCUAUAACGUCUUACAAUGUCUUUGAGCUUGAUGCAAAUCAAGUCCUGAAAUUGUACCAAGGAACUCACGAAGAGGUGCAGCCAAGCCAACGCUGGCCACUUCUUCACCUGCUAUUUCUCCACAACCCUAAACUUCACGCCGACAUCGAUACCAUUGAAGGCCUGCAAAGGCUCAAAGAUGUGAGAUGGAUGUUCAAUCUAUUUCUAGAUCUCCCAAAGGAUCAAGCGUUGCCUCUGCUGCGAAAUUUGAUUGCCGUUAUGCCUGACACGAACUUCUUAGCUGCAUAUCGUGCGCGUGGCUUUACUAUAUUUGCACACCCCCCAACCAUACAAGCUUCUGGGGGAGACCCUGACCUACUCCUGACGUUUCUCGAGAGGGAAGAAAGCGGUGCCUUGCAACGUGUAGAGAAGGCCAUCACAGAGAAAAAACGAAAGUCAGCAACUAGUCGCGAACACGCGGAUCGAGCUUUCUUUGCCAAAUCCGCGCUACACUAUGCCAUCGCUAGCGGGUCAUUAGCUAUCUAUGGAGAGACUGUCGCUUGGGCGCGUCGUUUCAUCCGCGACCCUCUCACAUGCAAGACGUUGUACACGAGAUCCACAACCAAUACCGUUGAAGGCAUUGCCCUACUGGCUGGCAUACCUUCAGACGUGUCACAAUGUUGCGACGCUAUUGAUAUUGGUCGCAGGGUAAUCUCUGCUAAUACUAUCGUUUCAAAUUUCUCCCAGACAUGGUUUGAAGCUUCGAAGGAGCCACACUUUCAGAGCCGUGAUUGGCAGGGGCCUGUGGAGCUUCUCGAGGAAGUGAUCAGCGCACGGCGGGAUAAAGCUGCAGACUUACGGCGUGCUCUAAAGUUAUCGGAUGAUGAGGUGCUUGACACGUUAUGGCUUGAGAUGUUGAAAAUGCUUUUUGAGAUGAAAGGGAAAGAGUCGGAGCUGGAGGGUCUUCUCAUGCAUAUCCAAUUACCUCCGCACUAUCUUGCUCGUCUUGCCACAGAGGCUCUUGACAAGUUGUCGUCCUUGUCAGCUAACGACGAAAGGACUGCCUCAAUGGAGCGCAAGACUUACAAUCUUUUGCGCCUACUUGGCUCAAGUGACUGUCCACAACUCGCAUCCGACCUGGUCUUGCGGGCGGUCUUAGACCGUCCGGAAGCAAGCUCGUGGCACCGAAUGCUUUUAAGCAAAAGCUUGAUUAUGCGUCUUUCAGCUACCAACGCGCAAGCAUUACUCAGAUCAUUCGCCACUUCGAUCAAACUGAAGCUAGAUGCUCAGGCGCAACGGCGGGCUUCUCAAUCAAGUACGACCAAAGAUUCAAAACCAAUCAUCAAGGUUACGACUGUCAAAUAUCUCGCUCAAAUUCUUGGUGAUUCAGAGCUGGUCGCUCCAACAUUUGCUGUGGACGUGCUUUCUGCUCUACUUGGCAGUGAAGCUCAUUUAGAUGUCCGUAUCGCUGUCGUCGAAAGCUUGCUGGCUAUGCUCACGCGAUGCACCUCUGAAUCAUCAAAGCCACUUGCGUCAAGGUUGCUAUCGGCAUUGGAGGAGACAAUUCCAAUUGCGGGCAGCCUGCACGAGCGACGACUGCUAAGUGAUGCAGAUUGGAUUGAAGCUGAUAGGACAGGAAACCCGCCAGAGAUAUAUGAUGAUGGUGGCAUUGAUACUAUGCCGCCUCUCUUAAAUCUACUCGUGCAGUGGAAUCCAAGUUCUAGGUGGAGACCUCAAAUCGUUCAGCGGAUACUGCUUCCCAUCGUGAAAGUCUCAACGGCUACCAACAAUCGUUGGGUGAGGAUAUUUCUUGCUCGACAUGCAUUCGUAUUGGAUGAGUACCCUCCAACCCCUGUGAAGCCCAUUCUGCUGGCUAUGCUGCUCUCAAAGGACCCCGGCUUGAUGCCUGCUUCAAUCCUUGAGCAUUGGCACCAAGUGGUUCUGAUCAAUCUCAAUCCCUCCGAGGAGAUAACGAAUAUCACGCGACGGGUCAAAGCAGAUGUGGUGCUGCACAAAUCAAACGAAGGUCGCCAUUGGUUGUCGCUUUUCGGCAUGGGAACUAGUGCUUACCAGUUGGGACGCUUUAACCUUUCUCGUCAAUUGCUGAGCUGGGCCAAAUCCGAAGUUGAGGAUGGUAUUAACCUUCUCCAGAUACAGCAUAUUCUCCUUGACCAGGCAAAGGCGUUGCUGUUCCUCUCGGAUGAUACGUUUGAGUACUGGAACAGGUUCAUGGAAGAUUUUGAACCUCGCAAUGGAUCAUAUAUAGCCAACGAAGAUAUGGUUGCUUGGGCAAGGAACACCAGACCGGUUAUCGAGAAUGUCAUUUCUUUCGUUCAAUCACUCCGUACACCGUCCUGGCAGCAGAACCCGGAUCGGCAGCCUUCAGUCUUGCCUCCAAUAUUUCAUCUUCGACUUUGGCUUCUCCCAUACCCGAAUAUGACUUAUACCUUGACAUCAACCACAGGCCCAGCCUCUGCCCAAGCUUGUAGAAUGUUCGCGGAAGAGCUUGCAAGCUGCGGUUAUUCUCGAUUUGCAGCUGUUGGCAAUAACGAUACCUCAGCUUGGCAUUAUGCUGAAACUUUUCAGCACCUCUCAAAUGCAGCUUCCAGGGGUUGUUCCUCGGACUUGGCUACAUUACUAGUGGCAUACUAUCUUGGGUACCUCAACCCCGAUCUCAAAAUAGGAAGCACUUCUUCUGUUAUGGAAAGUCUACGUUUGGAGUCGGGUGACUUAUUGAGACUUGAUCUCGCAGAAAAGUUGUUAUUGGAUAUCGACACGAGAGCUCUGGUGAAAGAAAGCAGAGAGGUACAGCAGGUAUUGGAGUUGGUGUCAAAGUGGAAAAGGAGCACGAACGAGGAAAUUAGGAUGAAGGGAAUCAGAAUCGCUAAGCGUUUCUGA